GGCCUCUACCUCUGUCCCUGCCUGACUCUCCUGUAUAGAAGUGCCUUCUAUGGAGCAGGUCAAUGAGACUGUGGUGAGAGAGUUUGUCUUCAUUGGCUUCUCUUCCCUGGCCAGGCUGCAGCAGCUGCUCUUCGCUGUCUUCCUGCUCCUCUACCUGAUCACUCUGGGCACCAAUGCCAUCAUCAUUUCCACUAUUGUGCUGGACAGAGCCCUUCAUACCCCCAUGUACUUCUUCCUCGCUGUCCUCUCCUGCUCUGAAACUUGUUAUACCUUUGUCAUUGUACCCAAGAUGCUGUUUGACCUGCUGGUCCAGAAGAAGACCAUUUCCUUCCUGGGCUGUGCCAUCCAGAUGUUUUCCUUCCUCUUCCUUGGCUGCUCUCACUCCCUCUUGCUGGCGGCCAUGGGUUAUGAUCGCUUUGUGGCGAUUUGUAACCCACUGCACUACAUGGUGCUCAUGGGACAUAGGAUUUGUAUAGGACUAGUGGCUGCUGCCUGUGCUUGUGGCUUCACUGUCUCCCUGGUCAUCACCUCCCUGAUAUUUCACUUGCCCUUCCACUCCUCCAACCAGCUCCAUCACUUCUUCUGUGACAUAUCUCCUGUCCUCAAACUGGCAUCUCACCACUCCCGCAUCAGUCAGUUGGUCAUAUUCAUGCUCGGUGUCUUUGUUUUGGUUAUUCCUCUGUUACUCAUCCUGGUCUCCUAUAUACGCAUCAUCUCUGCCAUUCUAAAAAUCCCUUCCUCUGUUGGAAGAUAUAAGACCUUCUCCACCUGUGCUUCCCAUCUCAUUGUUGUAACUGUUCACUAUGGUUGUGCUUCUUUCAUCUACUUAAGGCCCAAGUCCAAUUACUCUUCAAGCCAAGACACCCUAAUAUCUGUGUCUUAUACCAUCCUUACUCCAUUGUUCAAUCCAAUGAUUUACAGUUUGCGAAAUAAGGAAUUUAAAUCAGCUUUUCGAAGAACAAUGGGCCAGACUUUAUAUCCUGUUAAUUGAAGAGCCAAUUUUUACUACAUAUGCCCAGUACAUGCCAGGAAAA
Propithecus coquereli (Coquerel's sifaka) is the source of this 1034-nucleotide messenger RNA. RefSeq names its product olfactory receptor 10K1. The transcript has a single exon. Bases 50 to 991 code for a protein of 313 amino acids. NCBI's taxonomy places the organism in Eukaryota, Metazoa, Chordata, Mammalia, Primates, Indriidae. Gene Ontology annotation, cellular component: membrane. Gene Ontology annotation, biological process: G protein-coupled receptor signaling pathway. The record is from RefSeq and is a predicted model, not a curated record. Gene Ontology annotation, molecular function: olfactory receptor activity; G protein-coupled receptor activity.